Molecule: messenger RNA, 4009 nt
Organism: Diceros bicornis minor
Lineage: Eukaryota; Metazoa; Chordata; Mammalia; Perissodactyla; Rhinocerotidae
Gene: PLCG1
Product: phospholipase C gamma 1
Exons: 32
Coding region: 97-3972 (1291 amino acids)
Biological process (GO): phospholipid catabolic process; phosphatidylinositol-mediated signaling; positive regulation of epithelial cell migration
Molecular function (GO): protein binding; phosphatidylinositol-4,5-bisphosphate phospholipase C activity; calcium ion binding
Source: RefSeq, a predicted model, not a curated record
GAGCCGCCGCCGGGGCCCGCUCGCCAGCCGCCUGAGCCGUCGCCGCCGCCGGCUCCCCCCUGCCCGGCCUGCGCCGCCGCCCCCCGCGCCGGAGCCAUGGCGGGCGCCGCGUCCCCCUGCGCCAACGGCUGCGGGCCCGGCGCGCCCUCGGACGCCGAGGUGCUGCACCUCUGCCGCAGCCUCGAGGUGGGCACCGUCAUGACUUUGUUCUACUCCAAGAAGUCGCAGCGGCCCGAGCGGAAGACCUUCCAGGUCAAGCUGGAGACGCGGCAGAUCACGUGGAGCCGCGGCGCGGACAAGAUCGAGGGGGCCAUUGACAUUCGUGAAAUCAAGGAGAUCCGCCCAGGGAAGACCUCACGGGACUUUGAUCGCUACCAAGAGGACCCUGCUUUCCGACCAGACCAGUCACACUGCUUUGUCAUCCUGUAUGGGAUGGAAUUCCGCCUGAAGACCCUGAGCCUGCAAGCUACGUCUGAAGAUGAAGUGAACAUGUGGAUUAAGGGCUUAACUUGGCUGAUGGAAGACACAUUGCAGGCGGCCACACCCCUGCAGAUUGAGAGGUGGCUGCGGAAGCAGUUCUACUCAGUGGAUCGAAACCGUGAGGACCGUAUAUCAGCCAAGGACCUGAAGAACAUGCUGUCCCAGGUCAACUACCGGGUCCCCAACAUGCGUUUCCUCCGAGAGCGGCUGACGGACGUGGAGCAGCGCAGCAGUGACAUCACCUAUGGGCAGUUUGCUCAGCUGUACCGCAGCCUCAUGUACAGCGCCCAGAAGACGAUGGACCUCCCUUUCUUGGAAGCCAGUGCCCUGAGGGCCGGGGAGCGACCAGAGCUCUGCCGAGUGUCCCUUCCUGAGUUCCAGCAGUUUCUCCUCGAGUACCAGGGGGAGCUGUGGGCUGUUGACCGGCUCCAGGUACAGGAGUUCAUGCUCAGCUUCCUCCGAGACCCCUUGCGAGAGAUUGAGGAGCCAUACUUCUUCCUGGACGAGUUUGUCACUUUCCUGUUCUCCAAAGAGAACAGUGUGUGGAACUCGCAGCUGGAUGCGGUGUGCCCAGACACCAUGAACAACCCUCUCUCCCACUACUGGAUCUCUUCCUCGCACAAUACGUACCUGACCGGGGACCAGUUCUCCAGCGAGUCCUCUCUGGAAGCCUAUGCUCGCUGCCUGCGGAUGGGCUGUCGCUGCAUUGAGUUGGACUGCUGGGAUGGCCCAGACGGAAUGCCUGUCAUUUACCAUGGACACACCCUUACCACCAAGAUCAAGUUCUCAGACGUCUUGCACACCAUCAAGGAGCAUGCCUUUGUGGCCUCAGAGUACCCGGUCAUCCUAUCCAUCGAGGACCACUGUAGCAUUGCCCAGCAAAGGAACAUGGCCCAGUACUUCAAGAAGGUGCUCGGGGACACACUCCUCACCAAGCCUGUGGACAUUGCCGCCGAUGGGCUCCCUUCGCCCAAUCAGCUCAAGAGGAAGAUCCUUAUCAAGCACAAGAAGCUGGCUGAGGGCAGUGCUUAUGAGGAGGUGCCUACGUCCGUGAUGUACUCUGAGAACGACAUCAGCAACUCCAUCAAGAAUGGCAUCCUCUACCUAGAGGACCCUGUGAACCACGAGUGGUAUCCCCACUACUUCGUUUUGACCAGCAGCAAGAUCUACUACUCUGAGGAGACCAGCAGUGACCAGGGCAAUGAGGAUGAGGAGGAGCCCAAGGAGGCCAGUGGCAGCACAGAGCUGCACUCCAACGAGAAGUGGUUCCAUGGGAAGCUUGGGGCAGGACGGGACGGGCGGCACAUCGCCGAGCGCCUACUCACCGAGUACUGCAUUGAGACAGGGGCCCCCGACGGCUCCUUCUUAGUGCGCGAGAGCGAGACCUUCGUGGGCGACUAUACCCUCUCUUUCUGGCGGAAUGGGAAGGUCCAGCACUGCAGGAUCCACUCUCGGCAGGAUGCUGGCACCCCCAAGUUCUUCUUGACAGACAACCUCGUCUUUGACUCCCUCUAUGAUCUCAUCACACACUACCAGCAGGUGCCCCUGCGCUGCAACGAAUUUGAGAUGCGCCUCUCAGAGCCUGUCCCGCAGACCAAUGCCCACGAGAGCAAAGAGUGGUACCACGCAAGCCUGACCAGAGCACAGGCCGAGCACAUGCUGAUGCGUGUUCCCCGUGAUGGGGCCUUCCUGGUGCGGAAACGGAAUGAGCCCAAUUCUUAUGCCAUCUCCUUCCGGGCUGAGGGCAAGAUCAAGCAUUGCCGUGUGCAGCAGGAGGGCCAGACAGUGAUGCUGGGCAACUCAGAGUUUGACAGCCUCGUUGACCUCAUCAGCUACUAUGAGAAGCAUCCGCUGUACCGCAAGAUGAAGCUGCGCUAUCCCAUCAACGAGGAGGCGCUGGAGAAGAUUGGCACAGCUGAGCCCGACUACGGGGCCCUGUAUGAAGGACGCAACCCUGGCUUCUAUGUGGAGGCAAACCCUAUGCCGACUUUCAAGUGUGCAGUCAAAGCCCUCUUUGACUACAAGGCCCAGAGAGAGGACGAGCUGACUUUCACCAAGAGCGCCAUCAUCCAGAACGUGGAGAAGCAAGAGGGAGGCUGGUGGCGAGGGGACUAUGGUGGGAAGAAGCAGCUCUGGUUCCCAUCCAACUAUGUGGAAGAAAUGGUCAGCCCAGCAGCCCUGGAGCCUGAGAGAGAGCACUUGGACGAGAACAGCCCCCUGGGGGACUUGCUGCGGGGGGUCUUGGAUGUGCCGGCUUGUCAGAUUGCUAUCCGUCCUGAGGGCAAGAACAACCGGCUGUUCGUCUUCUCCAUCAGCAUGGCGUCGGUAGCACACUGGUCCCUGGAUGUUGCUGCUGACUCUCAGGAGGAGCUGCAGGACUGGGUGAAAAAGAUCCGUGAAGUAGCCCAGACUGCAGAUGCCAGGCUUACUGAGGGGAAGAUGAUGGAACGGAGGAAGAAGAUCGCCCUGGAGCUUUCCGAGCUUGUCGUCUACUGCCGGCCUGUUCCUUUUGAUGAAGAAAAGAUUGGCACAGAACGUGCCUGCUACCGGGACAUGUCGUCCUUUCCGGAAACCAAGGCUGAGAAAUAUGUGAACAAGGCCAAAGGGAAGAAGUUCCUCCAGUACAACCGGCUGCAGCUCUCCCGCAUCUACCCCAAGGGCCAGCGGCUGGACUCCUCCAAUUACGAUCCCUUGCCCAUGUGGAUCUGUGGCAGUCAGCUGGUGGCCCUCAACUUCCAGACCCCAGACAAGCCUAUGCAGAUGAACCAGGCACUCUUCAUGGCCGGUGGGCACUGUGGCUAUGUGCUGCAGCCGAGCACCAUGCGGGACGAGGCCUUUGACCCCUUUGACAAGAGCAGCCUCCGUGGGCUGGAGCCAUGUGCCAUCUGCAUCGAGGUGCUGGGGGCCCGGCAUCUGCCGAAGAAUGGCCGAGGCAUUGUGUGUCCUUUUGUGGAGGUUGAGGUGGCUGGAGCUGAGUACGACAGCACCAAGCAGAAGACAGAGUUCGUGGUGGACAAUGGACUGAACCCCGUGUGGCCAGCCAAGCCCUUCCACUUCCAGAUCAGUAACCCCGAAUUCGCCUUCCUGCGCUUUGUAGUGUAUGAGGAAGACAUGUUUAGUGACCAGAACUUCCUGGCUCAGGCUACUUUCCCAGUGAAAGGCCUGAAGACAGGAUACAGAGCGGUGCCUUUGAAGAACAACUACAGUGAGGACCUGGAAUUGGCCUCCCUGCUCGUCAAGAUCGACAUUUUCCCUGCCAAGCAGGAGAACGGCGACCUCAGUCCUUUCAGUGGUACGUCCCUGCGGGAACGGGGCUCCGAUGCUUCGGGCCAGCUGUUUCAUGGCCGGGCCCGGGAAGGCUCCUUUGAAGCCCGCUACCAGCAGCCAUUUGAGGACUUUCGUAUCUCCCAGGAGCAUCUUGCAGACCAUUUUGACAGUCGAGAACGAAGGACCCCACGAAGGACUCGGGUCAACGGAGACAAUCGCCUCUAGUUGUGUCCCAGCCUCAUUGAGAGCAGCAGGUGCUGCG